AUGUCAGGAGUGGGUCAGUUAGAACCAUUUGAUUUAAAUCACCCAAACAAAUGGACAACUUACAAGCAGCGUUUUGAGCUGUAUCUUCUGGCCAAUGACGUUACGGAGGAAGCACGGAAGAAGGCUGCAUUGCUUACGCUGGCUGGCGCUCCACUGUUCGAGCUUCUAACGUCAUUGGCAUCCCCUACUCAGGUGAGUGAUUUGAGUUUAUCGGAAAUAUAUGAAAUACUCAACCAACAUUUGUCUCCAUGUCAAUCGGAAAUUGCGGCCUACUACCAAUUUCACAAGCGAGACCAACUAAUUGAUGAAUCGGUUGCGAACUACAUGGCUGCACUUAGGACUCUCGCUGUCGACUGCAAAUUCGGAGCUGCGUUGGAUCGCAUGUUGCGCGAUCGCUUCGUAUGUGGAAUGAAGGAUGAGGGUCUUCAGAAAAGUCUUCUAGCAGAGGCAGAUUUAACGAUUCAACGCGCGAUGGAACGCGCCACAUCUAGUGAGGCCGCUGCUCACAGCGCUUGGGCCAUGCGAAAUACAGCUGAGAGCACUGAGUCGAUUCACGAAGUGCAGACUAACGCGAUCCGUCCAAGCCGACCCAAUCAGCACCACCAGCCAUGCGAUGGUUGCGGGGGUGCUCACUUGCGGAAACUGUGCCCACAUCGGAACACUGUGUGCCAUGCCUGUCACCGAGCAGGCCAUCUUCAACGAGUCUGCAGGGCUGUAAGAGACCCGGGUCGUAAAGCAUUCAACACAUCGAGUGGCCAUGACUCCUACCGAGGACCACACAAGCAAAAGCCGAAUGAAGAAUACAGUGUCCACAGCAUACUACCGUUGAUUUGCCCAAAGGAAAUCGUUACAAUAAUUAUAAAUAAACGAAAAUGCCAAUUCGAAGUGGAUUCGGGGUCUGCGAUCACAAUGAUAGACGAAGCUACGUUUCGUUAUAUCUGGCCAACGGAUAGACCGAAUAUCCAAGAUUGUGCUCUAGAGUUUACGGAUUACCAGAAAAACCGAAUUCCAGUUAUUGGCAUCGUGGAUACAUCUGUCCAGUACGAUAAUAAAUACAUUCCGAAUCUUCCACUGGUUGUUACAUCAAGCGGUGGAUCGAAUUUACUUGGACGCAACUGGUUUAUGCCCUUAGGCAUCAGCAUAGAAGGAAUACAUGCCAUUAACGCUAAACUUAGCAUCGAGGCAACUCUGGCGAAGUAUAAGGAUCUGUUUUCGUCUGAAUUAGGCCGUUUUCGGGGGCCACCUGUGUCAUUACAAAUCAAUACUGAUGCAACACCAGUCCGACUGCCAGCAAGACGCAUUCCAUUUGCAAUUCAAGAAUUAUAUGAAGAAGAAUUAGACCGUCUGUGCUCCCAAGGAAUCCUAGUACCCAUUGAAUACUCCGACUGGGCGACUCCUACAGUGCCAGUAAUUAAAAAGGAUGGUACUAUUCGCAUAUGUGGCGACUACAAGUCUACAAUUAAUAAAGUGAUUAAGCAACACGGCUAUCAAAUUCCUCCAAUGAAUUCAUUAUUAGCAUCAGUUGAAGGAGGAUCCAUAUUUGCGAAAAUCGACUUGGCUCAGGCGUACCAACAACUAGUGGUAGAUGAGCAGUCUGCAUUGAUGCAAACCAUAUCCCCGGGCAUAUUUCAGAGCUGCAUCGAACGUAUAUUGCAGAACGUUUCUGGUGUUUUACCCUACUUCGAUGACAUAAUUGUUAUGGGAAAAUCAGAGGAAGAGCUAGCGGCGCGUCUUAAUGAGGUCUUAAUGAUUUGA
This is a messenger RNA of Drosophila willistoni, 1755 nucleotides long. RefSeq lists its product as uncharacterized. Lineage: Eukaryota; Metazoa; Arthropoda; Insecta; Diptera; Drosophilidae. The transcript has 2 exons. The record is from RefSeq and is a predicted model, not a curated record. The coding region runs from base 1 to 1755 and encodes 584 amino acids.